ACGACAACCUCUACAGCAACCACGCGCCUCCACAUCACCCCUUUCAAUCCAGACAUCUUGUCUGCCCUGCUGCCUCCCUCUUUGCAACCGAAUGCUACGGAAAUAUCAUUUCAUACCCUACCAACAUUCCCUGAGAAAAAUUACGGCUACGUGACCCUGCCAACAAUGGAGGCGGAGAAGAUCAAGAAGAAGCUUCACGGGUCUAUCCUGAAAGGCAAAAAGUUCAAGGUGGAAACUGCGCGACCGCAGAAGGAAAAGGAAUUGGAACCAAAUGUGUCUGAUUCCGGAGCAGAACGUUCGAACAAGGAAAAGAAGGGUUCGAAGAAACGAAAGGCCGGUGAAGAUGUCCUAGAUGGUCACGAACUCCCGUCGGAUCGCAAAGUCAAACGAGGGUGGACCGAGUCCACAGAUGCCAAGGCCGAUAGACGGAAGGAAGAAAAGAAACAGAGAAAGGAGGAGAAGAAGGCAAAGGCACAAGCCAAAUCCAAGUACACAGAGAAGGAAGAAUGCUUGUUCCGUACUCAACUGCCCCCUAACAAAGCCUCUGUCGUGGGUGAAAAGCAGGAUAAGAAGUCAAAGAAGAAGAAAUCUUCGGAGUCAGUUGUCCAUGAGUUUGCAAAUACUAUAACCCACCCGAAGUUUAUCCGUUCUGCCGCGGAGGAUACAACCACUACGGCAACAUACGAGGAAGGAAAGGGCUGGAUUGAUGAUACAGGAAAUGUGAAAGAACCGGUCAAUGAAAAAAUCAAGGAUUCUCAGUAUAGACCUGGAAAGGUAGCGGGAGCGAAAGAAAAGCGAAAGUCCCAGUCGAAAGAAUCGACAAAGAAGGCCAAGCUUCUUCCUAAAGAAGAAUCGGAAGAGUCAGGAGAUUGGACUUCUUCCAGUGGAUCUUCAUCUGAUGACAGUGACUCGGAAAGCGAGAAUGAGCCGGCCAAUACUUCUAACACGUCCGACAAGUCGUCCAGCAACGAGACCAAGGAAGAAAAGAAGCAAUCAGAACUAGCAACUACCAUCCCAUCAGACGGGGAUGAAUCGUCAGAGACAAGUGAACAACCAUCCUCAAAAGAAGUCCAUCCCCUGGAAGCGCUCUACAAACGCUCUGCACCAGCCUCUUCAGAAACAAAACCCGUCGAGGAAACCAACGCGUUCAGCUUCUUCGAGAAUAAUAACGACAUAGAAUCCGAGGAAGAACCUACUGAACCAGUAGCACCACAAACACCUUUCGCCAAGGAGGAUAUCCAAGCUCGCGGGCUGAGGAGCGCCGCCCCAACCCCAGACACCGGUCUAGUAGGCCGAAGCAUCAGAUGGGAUGAGGAUGGCGAUGAGAUGGACGUGGAUGAUGAAUCAUCUAUCGACACACCAGUCCUUAAGAAGAACGGUGCAGAAAAGGAGGAGUCGGAUUUUGCGAAAUGGUUCUGGGAAAAUCGGGGAGACAAUAAUCGGGCCUGGAAGAAACGGCGGCGUGAGGCUGCCAAGGAAGAGAGGCAGCGGGAGAAUCGCCGGAAAGGAUUGAAGGGGAAAUCAUAG
Messenger RNA from Aspergillus ruber CBS 135680, 1527 nucleotides. RefSeq lists its product as uncharacterized. Gene Ontology annotation, molecular function: nucleic acid binding. The annotation marks the transcript as partial. The transcript has a single exon. The record is from RefSeq and is a predicted model, not a curated record. NCBI's taxonomy places the organism in Eukaryota, Fungi, Ascomycota, Eurotiomycetes, Eurotiales, Aspergillaceae.